CCCAGAAGUAUGUCACAGGUGCAAGACGUCUUAAGGCCCAACCUGUUCUACCUCUUCACAACACCCAGUUCAAUCUGUCAGCUGAUCGUCACACUGGAUUUAGUUCAAAACCUCCAGGUUUUCAGCAGGUAGCCCAGGCUACUCUGGCAGCAGUGUGGACAGACACUGUCUCGUCAACUUCAGCUUCGCCCUGAGCAGAACGAAGAUUUGCAGGGGGAAAGAUGAAGGUCGACCAGGAAGCUCAUCCCCUGUCAUCCGGACUGGAGCGUUCGGCGAUCCGGUGUCGGGAGGUUUGUCGGUCGUACGGGAAACUGAAAGUGCUGAGCAGUCUCAACUUGACCCUGCCCCAGGGACAUAUCUACGGCCUGCUGGGUCCGAGUGGGUGUGGGAAGACCACACUGUUGAAAUGCAUUGUGGGAGCGCUGAAGAUCUCCCGGGGACACAUCAGCGUGUUGGGGAAGCCGCCCGCGUUUCCUGGACACGAGGUCCCUGGGAAGAUGGUGGGGUACAUGCCACAGGACCUGGCAUUGUAUCACGAGUUUACUAUCAGUGACACGUUGAAUUUCUUCGGCCGUAUUCAUGGCCUGUCAACUAAGGUCACACAGCUUCGCAUUGACUUCCUGGUUGACUUCCUUGACCUCCCUCAGCAAAGCAGCCUGGUUGGAAAACUCAGUGGAGGACAGAAACGAAGAGUGUCACUGGGAGCAGCUUUACUUCAAAACCCCCAGUUACUGAUUCUAGAUGAACCAACAGUUGGCGUGGAUCCUGUGCUGAGAGCCAAGAUCUGGCAGCAUCUAGUAGAGAUUGUGAAAACUGGAAAGGUGUCCGUCAUCAUCACCACUCACUACAUAGAAGAGGCCAGGCAGGCCAAUGUGGUGGGUCUGAUGAGGAAUGGACGACUUUUGGCCGAGGGGGAACCUGAAACCCUGAUGAGACAGAACAGUGCAAUGACCCUGGAGAAAGCCUUCCUGCAGCUGUGUGAGACCUUCGACCAGGUCGGCUCCAAGCGCAGCGCGUCCCAGCGGGGUCAGCAGGGCGUGGUCCCGGAGAACAGCCAAUCAGGCGAGAGUCAGCCCAUCCUGGGAGUCGGACCGGGACCGGCAGAAGAGCUGCCCAAAUACUCAGCGGACUGGAAGGUACAGGUCAGGCAUGUGGUGCCAAAGUGGAGGAACAUUGCGGCUCUGAUUAUCAAAACCACGGUGCGGAUGAAGAGAAUGCCUGGGUCCCUGUUUUUCCAGUUCCUGCUGCCAGUCAUGCAGAUCUCCCUGAUGUGUCUCUGUAUCGGAGGAGAUCCUAAAGGAAUACAGGUGGCUGUGGUCAACAACGAGACCUCCUCCGGCUCCUUCAGCCAAUCUCUGCUAUCCUUCCUGGACAACUCCAGCAUACAACAGGUUAACCUCACCCACACUGAGGCUUUUGCAGGGGCCUAUAAUGGGGAGUACUGGGGGGUCAUUGGGUUUGGAAAGAAUUUCACCAGCAGCCUGACCAAGAGGAUGCUCCAGCGACAGGUUUCCAAGGAGACCGUGGAAGCUGGGUCGGUGCGUGUCUGGUUAGACCUCACCAAUCGACAAAUCGCCUUAAUGCUUCAGAAAAAACUGGAAGAUGCUUUUCAGGACUUUGUCCGACAUAAGACUGGCAGCAAGUCUCACCUGGUCUCCCUUCCUGUCAAGUUUGAGGAACCCAUCUACGGCAGCCUGAACUCAGACUUCACCACGUUUGUGACACCGGGAGCCGUUCUGAGCAUCACCUUCUACCUGGCUGUGGGCUUGACGGCUCUGUCCUUUGUGAUUGAGAGGAAAGAGGGGCUGAUGGACAGGUGUUGGGUUGCAGGUGUAAGUUCAAUGGAGACUGUGCUUGCUUACCUCAUCUCCCAGUUGAUUAUAAUCAGUGUGCAGAUCUUUCUGUUACUUCUGAUAAUGCUGCUGGUCUUCAAGAUUCCUAACGAGGGGAACCUGGUCUUGGUCAUAGCCCUGAUCGUUUUGCAGGGCAUAACAGGAACCUCCUUCGGUCUGGUCAUCUCCUCCGCCAUCGAUGAUGAACAGAACGCCACCCAGGCUGCCUUGGGCAUCUUUUACCCCAACCUCAUUGUCAGUGGUAUAAUCUGGCCAGUAGAGUGCAUCCCCUAUCCACUUCGGUACAUCAGCCUGGCCCUUCCCCAGACCUACGCCUCUGAAGCCCUCCGCUGCAUCAUGUACAGAGGUUGGGGUCUGUCCAGGAUGAUGGUGUGGAGGGGGUUCGUGGUCACCAUGGGCUGGAACACUUUCUUCGUCAUCCUGGCCAUUGUCAUCCUCAAGCUGCGGAUGUAAUACGCCUACCCCGGGAUCCAGGGGCGUUGGACUGGGAGGAAAAGGGGUACUAAGUAUAUAGGGCCCUAAUGUGUAGAGGGGCCCUCAAAAUGUUU
This is a messenger RNA of Esox lucius (northern pike), 2401 nucleotides long. RefSeq names its product ABC transporter G family member 20. NCBI's taxonomy places the organism in Eukaryota, Metazoa, Chordata, Actinopteri, Esociformes, Esocidae. Gene Ontology annotation, molecular function: ATP binding; ABC-type transporter activity; ATP hydrolysis activity. The coding region runs from base 222 to 2306 and encodes 694 amino acids. The record is from RefSeq and is a predicted model, not a curated record. The transcript is spliced from 20 exons. Gene Ontology annotation, biological process: transmembrane transport. Gene Ontology annotation, cellular component: membrane; ATP-binding cassette (ABC) transporter complex.